Molecule: messenger RNA, 6212 nt
Organism: Mya arenaria
Lineage: Eukaryota; Metazoa; Mollusca; Bivalvia; Myida; Myidae
Product: pregnancy zone protein-like
Exons: 40
Coding region: 100-4812 (1570 amino acids)
Cellular component (GO): extracellular region
Molecular function (GO): endopeptidase inhibitor activity
Source: RefSeq, a predicted model, not a curated record
UACACUGUACCCUGUCCAUAUUACAGACCAGUUUAUGUUCAGUUUUAUACGUUUUAGGAUAUUAUUGUGAUAUAUUUCGAAUUCACUCUUGUUAGAGACAUGUGGGUGCUAGGCCCGCUAUAUAUAGCUGCCGUGCUGGCGGCCGCUCAUGGACAACGGUAUUUCGCUAUGAUGCCAAACGAGGUACGAAAUGACAUGGAUUACCGAGUUGACGUCACUUUGCUGACGCCACAAAAUGCCAUGGUGACGUUCGAAGUCAGCAUCAUGAAUUCAGGCAUGUCAGGUGCCCUCUGGUCGAGCCCUAGCCCGUCUGCAUUUAACAUCACCAUUAAUGGUGGUCAGAUGACAGGAAAUGGCGCAGUGAAGGUACCCUACUCCGUUCCCGCCGGCAGUAAAUGCAAGGUCCAGCUCCGCUCGAUCGGGCUUGGCAAGGAGAUUAUAGAGACACGGGAUGUGGACAUUGUCCGCCCAAUCCCUCCUAUCUUUAUCCAAACCGAUAAGCCCAUCUACCAGCCCAAACAGAUAGUGCGGUACAGAGUUCUGAGCGCAAAUCCAGAUUUAAAGAUAAAACAAGAAGCUUUACAAGUCAUCAUCAAGGACGCCAAAGAUAACACAAUCAUGGAUAAGACCGCGGAUCCCACAGCAGCUGAUUUUAACGGUUUGGUACAAGACUCUUUCGAGCUGUCAGAUGAUCCUAUCAAGGGAGUUUACACCAUAAGUGCAUCCACAAGUACUAGCUAUACAGAGGCAACGUUCGAAGUUAAAGAAUAUGUUUUGCCAAAGUUUGAAGUCACUGUCAGCAUGAAGCCGAGUUACGGAACAUACAAUAACGAUCUAACUGUUUCCGGAACGGUGGACGCUAAGUACACGUACGGAAAGCAGGUUCAAGGUCAACUCGAAAUUAUGGCUUAUUAUGGCGGUAUGGAAAAAACAGUACAGAAAAAAAUAGAGUUUUCUGGAAGUUACGACUUCAACUUCGGAUUAUACGAUCUCAUAGUCCUUCCCCAGUACGGAGGAGAUGCCUCAAGGUUCAUUCCACCGUACCAACCAUCUGGUGAAGUCCAGAUAUUUGCGAAAGUGUACGAGGCCCACACAAACACGGAGCAAAACGAGACAGCAAUGUAUACAGUGUAUGCGAAAGACUUCAAAGCGACCCCCGUGGAUCCGAUACCGCUUCUCUUUGACGGCGCAACGGCGUACUCAUUUGAGCUUGAACUGACCGACCCUAGAGGAAACGCGUUGAAGGAGACAAAUUGGUCACAAUAUACAAUUUCGUACUCGGUAAACUACAGACGUACAGUCAGUAGUGUUGCGGUCACGGGUCAACGACAGCUUAUUACCAUAGACGAUGCGGACGUGAAUAACAUUCAGGUGUGGUAUGUCAGAGGACGCGAGGAGAGCAUCAAAGCCGACGUGGUUCCAGUCAAGUACUACAGCGGCUCGAAAACAACCCUUUCGGUUUCCAUGGUCGAGUCUUCUAAUCAGGAUGAGCGAUGCUUCAAAAUUGGGCCUGCAUAUAUGUCGGGUGAUAAAGUAUAUUAUCAGAUUAUCAACGCCUUUUACCCAGAGAGCGUACGUCCGUACACCAAGCCUGAGGGCCACUGCUUCACCGUCACCAAGGACCACGCACCUGCCUCCAUGGUGGUUGCGUACAAAGUUGUCGCCUACCCAGACCCGGACACAAAGGACGUCACCAAAACUGAGAUGUUGACUGCCUCAGUGAUUUUUGAAACCCCUUGGACGUCCAGUAACCAGGUUUCAAUGGAGGUAGAUGGAAGCUCUACGGUCGAACCCGGGGAUGAAGUGAACCUAGUGGUCCAGGCCGCCGCCUCGUCCUGGGUCUGUACUUCCGGUCUGGAUAAAAGGGUGGAGCUGCUGUCAGAGAACAAGAAUGUCGUCACUAUGUCUAAGCUGAUCGAGGCGGUAGAGAACUACCGAAUGUUUUCACGCCCAAAGGAGAACCCGUUCCCAAACCCUCCUUGGAUCCGACCAAUGUUCGUGAUGGAAGGCGAGCGAGUGUUCCGGAAGAAACGUUGUUUGGGCUGCUGGGGUGGUAACGGCAACUCCAUUGACCCCAUCAAAUUGCUUAAGGAGGCUGGUCUUUUGAUUGUUACCGAUCUGUCCAUGUACGAAAGCACAAACACCCCACCGUUCUAUUACGACGACGACAUGCUAUUUGCCAUGGUUCCGGAGGCCGGUAUGGAGUUCGAUAAGGCUCGGGUUGAUGCAACCGAUGAAAAACAAGGUGCUGGCCCCAUCGAAGCACCAAAACCUGCCCAGACGAGAAAAAACUUCGAAGAGACGUGGCUUUGGGAGAUGGAGAGGGCCAACUCUGAUGGCGCGCUUAUGCUAACUUCGAAAAUCCCAGACUCUAUUACCAGUUGGACAGUUAAUGCGUUCGCUUUUAACGCGGAGAAGGGCAUAGGUGUUGCCAAUCCAGUAACGGUGACAGUGUUUAAGGAGUUUUUCAUAUCCAUGAACCUGCCCUACUCGAUUGUAAGGCGGGAAAACGUGACGCUCCAGGUCCUCGUCUUUAACUACCGAGAGGCCCGGUCUGACAACAACAAUGGUCUUCUUCAGGCGAAGGUCAGGCUGGACAACAACAACCGAGACUAUCAAGUGCUCGGACCUGACACAGUGGAACUUGAGAUCCCGAGCGGCCAGUCAGGGUUAGCGCAGUACAAUGUGAUUGUUUCGGAAGUAGUUGGCGAGGUGACGCUGCUCGCCACUGCCACCGACAACAUCGACGGAACAGUUGACAGGGUGGAGAGAAAACUCCGUGUAAAGGCCGAGGGGCGUGAGGUUGUAAAAUCGGACAACUUGAAGUUAAGUGACAUCACUUCCGGACAAACGCAGACUGCGUCAUUCAAUAUGAGCAAACUGUUUCCGCAGGAGGACAGGGCAUACUUUGUGGAAGGCUCGCUCAGAAUGUAUCUUAAAGCAACAGGCGACAUUAUGGGUCCGUUCAUCGAGAACCUGGAAGGCCAUAUCCGGAUGCCGACCGGAUGCGGAGAACAGAACAUCCAGACGCUCACUCCGUCCCUGUUCGCGGGAAGGUACCUGAACUCCAUCGACAGAUUGGACCAAGAGUCUCAAGCAAAGAUUGAGAAGGUUUGCGGAUUCGGUUAUCGUAAGGAGCUGAUCUACAAACAUUCUGACGGCUCGUACAGCGCGUUUGGGGAGUCCUCGGGGCUUUGUGGCUGCAUGGGCGGGGCAGCGAAAAAGGGCAGCACAUGGUUGACGGCUGAUGUGUUGAAGAUGUUCUCACUGUUGAAAAAGGAAGAAUUCACGUAUGUGGCGCCCGAAGAACUGAAACACAUGUUCGACUACAUGAAGACUACAGUUCGUGAAAAUUGUGACGACCAGUUCUUUGUUGAGCUCGGGGAACUCAUUCACAAAGAAAUGAUGGGAGGCAGCGAGUCCAGGAUCGGGUUUACAGCGUUCUGCACAAUGGCUCUCCUCGACUACAGGGCAACACUUCCCGCCGGUGAAACUCGGAAUGACGUAGAUGCAGUGAUCACCAUGGCCACGGACUGGAUUUUAGCGCGAAAGCAGCGGAUCUAUGACACCCGUAACAAGCUACAAGCGGCCGUCAGCGCCUACGUGCUCGCCAAAGCAUGCGAAUCCUCCGGUAAUGAGAAGUGCAAAGAAGCCAUCCAUCUCCUGGAUGCCAGCAAAACUUGGGACGGACCACCAGUGGAAGGCGAAUGCAUGGCUGACAAGCUGAUAGAGAAUCCUGAAAGAAGCGAAGUUUGUACAUCUGUUCCGGAGGAUCCAAACCGACCGUACAAUUGUGACCAGUGUUGUCGCAUGCCUUGCUCGGAUGUUAAAGUGUGCAAGUCCCGGGGGUACUCGAGACACGGUAGCCAGGAUUCGGGUCCGUCUAAGACAGAGACGGCCGGGUACCAGGUGCUUGCUUACCUGGCCCUACACGAGACAUCGGGCUUUUCGACUGAGGACAAAAACAUGUACGAGAGCAUGGCCGAGGGGUUGGUUAAUGGACUGCGCAGGGAAAUGGGUUUUGACGGCCUCUGGCACUCGACACAGGACACCGCGGUGGCCCUGGAAGCGCUGUCCUCGUACGCCUACAUGUUCCCGGAUGGAAUGGCCAACUUCCGGGUGGAGGCCAAGCAGGGCAGCACCGUCGUCUCCGCUCCAAUCUUCAUCACUCCCAGCAACUACACCGUCAACGGAAUGGAAAAGUUGGACAUUCCGGCCGGUGUAAUUCCCAGCACCAUUGACGCGCAAGUGAGCGGCAGUUCCGGUACCGCCUACGUCAAUCUGGUGGCAAUGUACAACCUGAACAGCAACAUCACGAACAAGGCCAUUGUCAUCACGGGCGGGCCCAUGGUAACGGUGAACGGCGAGACCUACAUACAUACCUGUGUAUCAGCCAAUCCGAACUCGAAUGUCGGUGUAAGCACAAUGGCGCUGGUAGAGGUGGAGAUGCCUACCGGAAGUCAAGUCAGCUCCGUAGAUGGCGGUAAUGACUCAAAGACCUCACCGAUUAAGGUCGAGAUCAAAGAAGAUAGUGUCGUCUUUUACUAUGAGAGCGUGACCUUGGAGGAGCGAUGUACGAAGGUACUUUAUAAUCAGGUGUUCGAGGUUCAGGACCCUCAGCCCAGGUCCCUUACGGGCAUUGACUACUACCAGCCAGACCAGAACACAAAGGUGUUCUACACGGUUUCCCAGAAGGACAUCCCGUGUUCCGACUGUCCUACUACCGGCGCUUCCGGCAUCCACAUGAGCGCCUCCCUUCUCUGCGCUCUUCUUGCGCUCACGCUUGUCGCCAUGAGGAUGCAGAUAUUCUGAAGUGUUGUAUAUUGACAAUUUGCUGUUUAAUAUGAAAUCCCUUGCUUGUAUAUGACUCUAUUGCCUGUAUAGUACUUUGCUUAAUACAUUCCAUUUCGAUUUACGCGUAUUAAGCUUCAAAAUAUUAGUAAUCAAAGUAGUUCGUUUUUUUCUCAUACAGUGUACUUUGUCUUGUAUGUUUCUUUUUUGUAGUAAGCAGUGGAGGUAUUUAAAUAGCCCAGGCGUCGUUGUUAUUGUUGUUGCUGGCGUUGUCGCCGGCGCCGUCCUCGAGAAAAAAACCUUCAAGGCCAUUAAUCAAACUUUAAAAAAGAUUACAUUGACACCUGGAAUACAUUUUGCCAGAGACAUUGCGCAUAUGAACAUCAAUACUAAUGGCUUAAAUGAUUUUAUUAUCUUGUCGCAUUUUAGAAGUAAAAAGGGGCCUGAUUUUGCAUGUACUCAACGGUUCUGUUUAUACCUUACGCGUACUAAAAAUAGCACUGGUGAUAUCUUGAUGGACACGCAUGGGUGAAUGUACAUUGAAUUGUUUUCGUUAAGGAGCAUUUGUAUGCGGUCAGUUACUUCUUCAGCUUUUUAAUGUUAUGUAGUUUUUGUAUAGAAUUAUGGUUGGAGUAAGCCAUUAUUCAAAUUUUUUUGAAGUAACAAUUUCUUAUAUUCCUGACUUCGCCUUCUUUGAUUUCGCUUAAGGUGGAACGCGACUAUGAUUUUUUUUCGAGUUUCUCAAUUAAGAGUUUCAUUAUAUUAUUUAAAAAAUCCUCCAUGUAUUAUUAACCUGGUUAAUUUCAAAUGCUGUAUUAUAAUUAUAUACAAAAUGUAUGUAUUUUAAUCCAUUUACUUAAGUCGAACCCCGUUGGCUCGAACUCCAAGGGACCGGCAAAAUACCUCGAGCCUCGGGGAAGACCCUAUAUAUAUAUUCAGAAGAAACGAAUGGGAUCUUUAUAGCCAGUUCCAGAAAACGAGGAAAAAGAACCAAGCGAGUUCGAGCCAAGUGGAAAUCGAACCAAACUAGUUCGAGAUAACGGGGCUCGACUGUAUUAUAUUUUGUCGUUUGCACCGUCUUUAGCUUGUAUUCACGUAAAAUACUCAGAUCUAUAUUCUAUAAGUAUAUUUUCUUUGACUUUAAACCUGCUUGUAAAAUUAUACCAUUUUGAAUAUUUCUUAAGUUAUUUUUAUGGAUAUUGAUAUAGAAGGACUCGUAGAGAAAUAACAAUUCAGGUAUUAUCAUUGAAACACAGCAUAUGUAUCCAUUUUUCAAAUUUGAGUGUACCUUGUAUAAAUUCGUUAAAAUUGAUUUGGGUUAGUGUAAAAUAUUUAGAAAUCAUUGUUUGAAGACUUGAACAAAUUUCACUUCUGUGCCUGAUGUAGUUUGUAUUUAGAACGAAAUAAAAUUUUCUUUUAUA